AUGACAAGUCCUGUGAGUGACAGUGCGUCGCCGUGGGUCGACGCGCUGCUGAGCCAUGCGCAUCUCACGAUGGACGAUAUAUCUGGGAUAAUCAAGAGCUUUACUAUUACAGGCGUGCGUACGACCUACCUAACGUCGCAGUUUAGUGAACUUGGCGAUAAGACUUUCCUGGUCAGUGCGAUCCUUGCGAUGCGGCACUCGCCAGUUGUCGUGUUCUGGGGCUGCUGGAGCGCGAUGAUCUGCAUGUCUGUGCUGUCUAGCCUGAUGGGUGCGAUUCUGCCGGCGCUACUAUCGCCCCGCACUGCGCACUGGAUUACAGCGUUGCUGUUUUUGGGGUUCGGUGUGUACACGCUGUAUCAGGGACUGCAUAUGACGGGCAACGAAAUCAACGAAGAGUGGAAAGAAGCCCAGGAAGAGAUUCAGGCUGACGAAGAAGACCACGAAAUGGAUGUGCUGGAGCGAGGCGAGGAGCCACAGAGUAAUCCGAACGUCAAGCACUAUCCACGAGAAUCGCUCGAGGAGAGUCGGGCCGAUAGGACAGACAGGACGCCAGCCCUGCUGCCGCCCAAAGCAGCAUCAAUGGGUGCGUACCUGCGUGAAGGAACACGCAACUUGAUGAGCUUCUUGUUUAACCCUGUGUUUUCGCAGGCGUUUUUGCUCUCGUUCUUAGGCGAAUGGGGCGAUCGUAGUCAGAUCACGACUAUGGCCCUCGCUGCAACACAUCGUGUCUUCAUAGUCGCGAUUGCGACCAGCCUUGCCCAUCUGGCAUGUAUUGCAAUAGCAGUAUCGGCAGGCGCCUUGUUAGCAUCGCGCCUAAGCGUGCGUCACUUAACGAUCGGUGGCGCGAUCUUCUUCUUGUUAUUCGGGUGUGUGGCCGCGUACGAGGCCAUGUUCCUGCUCCCGUGGAACUAG
Molecule: messenger RNA, 912 nt
Organism: Malassezia pachydermatis
Lineage: Eukaryota; Fungi; Basidiomycota; Malasseziomycetes; Malasseziales; Malasseziaceae
Product: vacuole protein
Exons: 4
Coding region: 1-912 (303 amino acids)
Biological process (GO): Golgi calcium ion transport; calcium ion transmembrane transport; manganese ion transmembrane transport
Cellular component (GO): Golgi apparatus; fungal-type vacuole membrane
Molecular function (GO): manganese ion transmembrane transporter activity; calcium ion transmembrane transporter activity
Source: RefSeq, a predicted model, not a curated record